GGAAUAUGAUGAAGAGGAAGAAGAGGACGAUGACAGGCCCAGGAAAAAACCUCGGCACGGUGGCUUCAUUUUGGACGAAGCCGAUGUUGAUGACGAGUAUGAAGAUGAAGAUCCAUGGGAGGACGGAGCUGAAGACAUCUUGGAGAAAGGUGAGCAAUUACAAAAGGCCCUUUGUGAACAUUAAUUUGUGCAUGUUUUCUUGUAAUUGCAAUGCUUACUCUGGAUUACUUAUUUAUUAGAUAUUUACUGUUCAGAUUUCUCAUACUUUAGUAGAAAUAUUUUGGAGAGUAACAGAUGUUUCCAGAAUCUUUAAAACACGGGUAUUCAUUGAAUUGUCUCUCUGAAUGUAGUGCAGAAUCGUUACUACUGAAAUGAAAUAGGCCUACAUUAUUAAGAUACUGCCCCCUAAAUAGGUCUGUUUUAAGUGUUUUAGUGAGUUAGAGAUGUGAUAUCUGUUUAUACGUGGCUGUUAUGUACUGUAAAUUCAUAUGCAUUGUGGCUAAACAAAUGUAAUUAAAUGGAGGCAUUUAUUGCUAAAAUAAUAAUGAACUGAAUUUAAUGUAGUGUAAAACAUUGUUGAAAUUGAUGCAGUUAUUUGAAUGUAUGCUCUGCGCUCAUUGAUUCUUUAUUUCUUGUGCAUGCCUCCUUCAGUUAACGGUAAACCAACUCCAGAUUUCUUUGUUUUCUGUCUAAUUGAAUUGGUUAAUUCUCAGAUCAUUGUUUCACAUUAAAAUCCAUGCCCAUAUUUUGCACCCCCUCUAACAUUUGUCUGUGAUGUUUAAAGCUGUUUGUCUAAUUUACUUACAUUUCUAACAAGGAGCAUGGACGGCAAAUACAUUUUUAGUUUUCUUUUUUCUGAAUUUGUUUUUUUUUUUUUUUUUUUUUUUUUUUUUACAUUUUCAGUAAGGGUAAGGUUAAUAAAGGCUGCUCAUAUAGGCUAAAAAUGUAAAAUGCACGUGUCAUUGAUAGGUUAACAGGGGUCUGUACAUGGGGGGUAGGCUAAUCGAGUUCAAAAAGGGAAUAAAAUAUGAUCAUUUGCCUGAAAAUGCUCCUUUAAACAUUAAAGAAAACCCAAAUCUUCAUUUUUUUUUUUUUUAUAGUAUUUGCAUCUACUUAUUGUAUUGCAUCAGCUAACAGUGACAUGACAUCAGCAUCACGUAGUUUCCAUCUUCAAAAUAUGUCAAAUGUUGUGAAAGCUUGUCCAUCAGUGGUAAUAUUCCCCUUUUUUUUUUUAUUUCUGUGUACUCCUUCCUGCAUUUGCUCUGUGCAUUUGACAUUUAUUAUGGCUCAUGUUCCUCCCUCUGCAAAUCAACACUGGAUUUGAGCAGAGGAGGCUGAAGUUUCCAACAUUGACCAUGUAGUUCUGGAUGAGGAUCACUCUGGUUCCAGGAGGUUGCAGAAUCUCUGGAGGGACUCACGAGAGGAAGCUCUGGGGGAAUACUACAUGAGGAAAUAUGCCAAGUCCUCAGGAGGCGAGCAUUUCUAUGGUGGCUCUGAAGAUCUUUCUGAUGACAUCACCCAGCAACAGUUGCUUCCUGGUGUCAAGGAUCCUAAUUUGUGGACUGUUAAAUGUAAGAUUGGAGAGGAGAGAGCAACCGCCAUCGCCCUGAUGCGGAAAUUCAUUGCUUAUCAAUGCACGGACACACCACUUCAAAUAAAAUCCGUGGUGGCCCCUGAGCAUGUCAAAGGUUAUAUCUACGUGGAGGCAUAUAAACAGACCCAUGUCAAGGCUGCCAUUGAGGGUAUUGGCAACCUGCGCAUGGGAUUCUGGAACCAGCAGAUGGUGCCUAUUAAAGAGAUGACAGAUGUCCUGAAAGUGGUUAAGGAAGUGACUAACCUAAAGCCCAAGUCUUGGGUUCGUCUUAAGAGAGGCCUUUAUAAAGAUGACAUUGCCCAGGUGGACUAUGUCGAACCGAGCCAAAACACGAUCUCGCUGAAAAUGAUUCCUCGUAUUGAUUUGGACCGAAUCAAAGCAAGGAUGAGCAUGAAAGACUGGUUUGCAAAGAGAAAGAAGUUUAAGAGACCUGCUCAGAGGCUUUUUGAUGCUGAAAAGAUCAGGUCUAUUGGUGGUGAGGUCAGCCAUGAUGGUGAUUUCAUGAUAUUUGAAGGCAACCGCUACAGCCGCAAAGGUUUCCUGUUCAAAAGUUUUGCCAUGUCUGCUGUGAUCACAGAAGGGGUCAAACCCACACUGUCAGAGCUGGAGAAGUUUGAGGACCAACCUGAGGGUAUUGACCUGGAAGUGGUCACAGAGACCACAGGUAAAGAGCGAGAACAUAAUCUUCAGUCAGGAGACAAUGUGGAGGUGUGUGAGGGAGAAUUGAUCAACCUUCAGGGCAAAAUCCUGAGUGUUGAUGGUAACAAGAUUACCAUCAUGCCUAAGCAUGAGGACCUCAAGGACCCUCUUGAGUUUCCAGCUCACGAGUUGAGGAAGUACUUUCGUAUGGGCGACCACGUGAAGGUUAUCGCGGGGCGUUUUGAAGGUGACACAGGCCUCAUAGUCCGAGUGGAGGAGAACUUUGUCAUUCUUUUCUCUGACCUCACCAUGCAUGAGUUGAAGGUCUUGCCGCGGGACCUGCAGCUGUGCUCUGAGACUGCCUCAGGUGUAGAUGCAGGAGGUCAGCAUGAGUGGGGAGAGCUGGUACAGUUAGACCCCCAAACUGUGGGUGUUAUUGUCAGGCUGGAGAGAGAGACCUUCCAGGUUCUGAACAUGCACGGGAAAGUUUUAACAGUGCGGCAUCAGGCAGUGAACCGACGGAAGGACAACCGCUUCGCUGUCGCUCUUGACUCUGAGCAAAACAACAUCCACGUGAAGGAUAUUGUGAAAGUCAUCGAUGGACCUCACUCGGGCCGUGAAGGUGAAAUCCGCCAUCUCUUCAGAGGCUUUGCAUUUCUUCACUGUAAGAAGCUAGUUGAGAAUGGAGGCAUGUUUGUCUGUAAGACACGCCACCUCGUUCUAGCGGGGGGCUCAAAGCCCAGAGAUGUGACCAAUUUCACAGUGGGAGGCUUUGCUCCAAUGAGUCCACGGAUCAGCAGCCCAAUGCACCCAGGAGGAGGUGGUCAGCAGCAUAGAGGAGGAGGUGGAGGCAUGGGUCGGGGCCGUGGACGACGAGACAAUGAUCUGAUUGGCCAGACUGUCCGUAUAUCCCAGGGACCAUACAAAGGCUAUAUUGGAGUAGUAAAGGAUGCCACAGAAUCAACAGCUAGGGUAGAGCUCCACUCAACCUGCCAGACCAUCUCCGUGGACCGCCAGCGUCUUACAACUGUAGGUGCCAAGCGACAUGGAGGAAUGACUUCCACCCAUGGACGAACCCCGAUGUAUGGCUCUCAGACACCCAUGUAUGGAACUGGAUCACGUACCCCCAUGUAUGGUAGCCAGACACCUCUCCAUGAUGGAAGCCGCACUCCUCAUUAUGGCUCACAGACUCCAUUGCAUGAUGGGAGCAGGACGCCAGGUCAAAGCGGUGCAUGGGACCCCAGCAAUCCAAACACACCAUCACGGCCUGAUGAUGAUUUUGAGUUUGGCUAUGAUGAUGAGCCCUCUCCAUCUCCUCAAGGCUACGGUGGCACGCCCAACCCUCAGACUCCUGGUUACCCAGAAGUGCCCUCCCCACAGGUCAACCCACAGUACAACCCUCAGACUCCUGGGACCCCUGCCAUGUACAACACCGACCAGUAUUCCCCAUACGCAGCACCCUCUCCGCAGGGAUCCUACCAGCCCAGUCCCAGCCCACAGAGUUACCAACAAGUGGCCCCAAGCCCAGUUGGAUACCAAAACACACACUCUCCCGCCAGUUACCACCCCACCCCCUCACCCAUGGCCUACCAGGCCAGUCCGAGCCCCAGCCCGGUAGGAUACAGUCCAAUGACUCCUGGAGCUCCAUCUCCAGGAGGCUACAACCCUCACACCCCUGGAUCUAACAUCGACCAGGCCUCUAAUGACUGGGUCACCACAGACAUCAUGGUACGUGUUAAAGACACAUUCCUGGAUGGGGGCAUCAUCAACCAGACCGGUGUCAUCCGCAGUGUCACUGGGGGGAUGUGCUCGGUUUUUCUUCAAGACACAGAAAAGGUGGUUAGCAUUUCAAGUGAACACCUGGAGCCUGUAACGCCAACCAAAAACAACAAGGUGAAGGUGAUUCUGGGAGAGGACAGAGAGGCCACAGGUGUCCUGCUCAGUAUUGAUGGUGAAGACGGCAUUGUUAGAAUGGAGCUGGACGAGCAACUGAAGAUUCUCAAUCUUCGCUUCCUUGGGAAAUUGGAAGUGUAAAGAACCACACGUCAGUU
This is a messenger RNA of Myxocyprinus asiaticus (Chinese sucker), 4284 nucleotides long. RefSeq names its product SPT5 homolog, DSIF elongation factor subunit (gene supt5h). The record is from RefSeq and is a predicted model, not a curated record. Gene Ontology annotation, biological process: transcription elongation-coupled chromatin remodeling; regulation of transcription by RNA polymerase II; regulation of DNA-templated transcription elongation. The transcript is spliced from 27 exons. Gene Ontology annotation, molecular function: mRNA binding; protein binding. Lineage: Eukaryota; Metazoa; Chordata; Actinopteri; Cypriniformes; Catostomidae. The coding region runs from base 1445 to 4267 and encodes 940 amino acids. Gene Ontology annotation, cellular component: DSIF complex.